Harmonia axyridis is the source of this 2640-nucleotide messenger RNA. Its product is annotated as zinc finger protein 98-like. The record is from RefSeq and is a predicted model, not a curated record. The coding region runs from base 151 to 2526 and encodes 791 amino acids. NCBI's taxonomy places the organism in Eukaryota, Metazoa, Arthropoda, Insecta, Coleoptera, Coccinellidae. The transcript is spliced from 7 exons. Gene Ontology annotation, cellular component: nucleus. Gene Ontology annotation, molecular function: histone methyltransferase activity; protein binding.
UGAUAAAAUCACAGAUUUGAAAUGGGGACAUGUUUGAAUUGGAGUAAUAUUUAUAAGCUAUUUAUUAUAUCCAAUUAAUGUGAUAAGAACGAGAGAACUUCGAAUUCUUCCAAUUUCAUAUUGGGACAAAUUGAAGUGACUAUAUCGUAAAUGGAGGACGGAUUCAUACCUAAGCACUUGAUCAAGCCACCUCUGAGGAAAAAAAUUAAUUCUCAAAAUGUUAAAUCCGCUGCUACCACGAAAAACGACAAAGACGUCGAAUUCAAAUUGAAAAAAGCUAUUGUAGAAAAUUCAGAAGUCCGUCGAAAUCCUAGAAGGCAAGUAGGCGAGAAAAAUUACGAAGAGAUUGAAGAGCCGAAGGAUGAUCGAUAUGUCUAUUGCGACUUUUGCGACGAAGUAUUCGUGGACAACUGCGCCAAAUGCGGCCAGUUGUGUUACUUACGAGACGAAGAAGUUCCAAUGGGAACGGAGAGUAGGGCCAAGCUUACGGUACCGAAAAAUACUCUGGUUGUUCAUCCUUCUCCAAUUCACGGUUUCGGAGUUUUUGCCAAGACACCCUUAAAGAAAGGGAUGAAGAUGGGACCGUAUGAGGGUAAAAUAACGAAGGUGGAAAGCACAGCCGGGUACAGCUGGAAGCUGAGCGAUGGCAGACUGGUAGAUGCUGCUGAUGAGAAAUUCUCCAAUUGGAUGAGAUUCAUAAACUGUGCUCGCCAUUUCGAAGAACAGAACGUGGUCGCCUUCCAAUACAGAAGUAACCUGUACUACAGGACCUGCAGGGAUAUACAGCCCGGUCAAGAACUCCUUGUAUACUACGGUCAUAGCUUCGCUCAAAACCUAGGAAUAGACGUGAGGAAAUACUUCGAGCCUAAGGAAGAACAAAUGUUACAAAAUCCAGAGUGUUGUCCUCACUGCAACUAUUGUUACAAGGAUCUAACGAAGUUGAAGAAUCACUUGGCUUUGUGCAAAUGGAAUCCUGAAAAUUUUAAGAAGCUUCCGGAGAAGAUUUAUUAUUGCAAGUUUUGUCCACUGGCCACUGGAGAUGAGGAAUAUCUCAAGAGACAUGAGAAGAGGUGUGAAAAAGAAAAGGAGAAUAAUAAAAUGAACACUGACUUAGCUGAUGAGACAGAAAAGAAAAAAUUCCAAUGUCAACACUGCAAAUAUUCUACGAACAAGAGAAGUCAUUUAAAGGGACACGAAAUGAUUCACAAUACUGAAUGUGAGAAAAAAUUCAAAUGUGAGGAAUGUCAAUAUUCUACUAAUAAUAAAUCUGACUUGAAAAAACAUAAAAGAAUUCAUGGAAGAACCUUUUCGUUCAGUUGCAGACUUUGUCAGAAAGGUUUCAAUCAAACUGGUUGUUUGAAUAAUCAUAUGUAUAAGAGUCAUCUGAAUUCGGCAGAGAAAAAAACACUAUUGGAUACUUUAGAAAUCUAUGACGAUAGGGCUAAAAAGAAUGUAAUCGAAGCAGAAUUUGCUAAUGGUUCAAAAAUGAAAUUUGUAGAGUAUAAAUGUCAACAAUGCACGUUUGUAACGAUAAGAGAAGGACAUUUAAGAAGUCACCUUAACAUUCAUAGAAAAAAACUGAUGUUCUCUUGUUUCUUUUCUUGUGAAUUCAUGUCAGCUGAAUUAGAUGAAAUUCGAUAUCAUUUGAAAAACAAUUGUAUAAGGAAAACAUCAGAGUGUGACAUAUGUGAAAAAAGUGCAUUUUGUGAAAUGCACAUCAGAAAGAGUUAUAAGAAUGAGGAAGGUUACACUUGUGGCAUCUGUAGCCAUAUUUUUUUUCAAAGAAGUAAUCUCAAAAAACAUGUUUCUUCAGUACAUUUAGGAGAGAAGAACUACAAGUGUCAACUGUGUGACUAUUCUGCAAACGAAAAAGGAACUCUCAAAAGACAUAUCUCAUCAGUACAUUUAGGAGAAAAAAACUGCAAGUGUCAUUUGUGUGACUAUUUAACAAACCGAAAAGGGGAUCUCAAAAGACAUAUUUCAUCAAUACAUUUAGGAGAAAAAAACUACAAGUGUCAAUUGUGUGACUAUUCAACAAACGAAAAAGGAAAUCUCAAAAGACAUAUUUCAUCAGUACAUUUAAAAGAAAAAAACAACAAGUGUCAAUUGUGUGACUAUUCAACAAACGAAAAAGGAACUCUCAAGAAACAUAUUUCAUCAAUACAUUCAGGAGAGAAAAACUACAAGUGUCAAUUGUGUGACUAUUCAACAAACGAAAAAGGAACUCUCAAAAAACAUAUUUCAUCAAUACAUUCAGGAGAGAAAAACUACAAGUGCGAAUUUUGUGAUUAUUCUGCAAACCUAAAAUCAUUUCUCCAAAAGCAUGUUUCUUCAGUACAUUUAGGAGAGAAAAUGCACAAAUGUCAAUUGUGUGACUAUUCUACUAACCGAAAGGAAGAUCUCGAAAGUCAUAUAAACGGCAAACAUUUGAAAACAAAUAAGUAUAACUGUGAUUUUUGUGAUUAUUUCUCAUUUUACAAAAACCAAUUGAGGAAACAUAUUGAAAAACGACAUGUGAACAUUUGAACUCCACUGAAAGAACACACAGUAAGAAUUUCUGAAUUCCUAUGUGCUUUUUCUUCCACCCUUUCUUUCUAUUCGCAAAUUAAAUUUAAGUACUUGAUGACAUAAACUGACAUA